CAUUUUUGUUUCAGUUGUCUUGCUCCUGCGUUUUUUUUUUAAUUUAAUUUUUUUUUAUUUUUACCUUGAUACUAAUGCAGUAUGGAAACUUUUGUGAAAAAAAAUAGAAUCAAAUUAGAUCCAGAGCAUUGUUGAAGAAGCACUACAAUGAGAGGCAUCUCUCGGUUUGAAGGACGUGACAUAGAAGCAAUACGGAACAUGGAGCAUUCAUUCCACGCUCUGAGCCUGAAAUGUGCGUUUCCUGUCUCCGAAAGGUUGUUGGAGUUCCUCCCGGAAGGCAAAAAAUUCUGCAAACAGAAAAACAUCUUCCUGAGCGAAAGAGAAUUUACGAUGAAAAUAAAACUACUCCAGCUGCAUUUUAAAUCGAAAAGGUUUGCGCAUUUAGUUCACUGCUCCGUCCUUACAAAUAUCUGCAACUUCAUUUAUAGUCAUAUGAAGAUUUAAAUUCCUUUAGGUCACUUUUGUGAUCCUUCUGCGUAUUUCAGCCUCGUAAAGCCAAAAAGCUUUCAGUGCAUCCCAUGGCCAAAAGAAAUAAACGAUGAAAAAAGAUAGAAAAAGAAAUAAACGAUUUUGGCCGGAGAAGAGAUAGUUACAUUUUUGUAUUCUUUUGCGAUUCGCUUUGUAUUUGAAAAUGCCAACUUGCGCUUUGUCCCCAGUGGACUCGAAGAAACGCCCCGAUUAUUUCCAGCGAAGAAAAGUUGGCAGCAUCAGGGACAAUCCUAAACUGCUCAAAAUAAGGCAACAGUUUGAAAACGCUUGCCAAGAGUCCUCGUCCUCCAAACUACAGAAUAAUUCCAAAGUUGUUGGUGGAAGUGCGCCAAGUUCAGUUAGUCUUCUAAAAAAUGGCAACGCAUUUGUCAUCGAUCAAUUACUUAAGAUUAAUUCUAAGUUUUCAGAUAAAUCAGAGACAUUCUUGAGAAGUCAACUGGACGCGACCCAAAAUCGUCGCAACUCUGAAGGCGAUAUAAAAGAUCACAAGCCUUUCUCUGUUGCUGUUUACGAAAAUUCUCCGAAGAUAUCUCAUAAGGAAUUCCAAUCUACUGAAAGCGUUUGCUCUCCAAGUUCUGAAGCAACCUCUUUAUCAACUUCAUUAUCUUCAUUUUCACUUAAAUCGGAGCGAUGUUUAUUCCCACGGACUACUCGGGACGAAAAAAAUGGUUUUAGUAAGAAAUACUCGGCACAGAAUUCGUCAUCUGAAUCCGGUGUGUGCACGAAUUCGUCGGCUUCUGAAGAGGAUUGCGUAUCGUCCGGCUGCAGGCCAGCGGUGGACGAAAAUGCAAAUAAAUUCUUUCGUCUCUUAAAUGAGGAGGCACCACCCAUACCACGGCGAGGGAUCUCCCCAGCGGUUCAGAAUAGCUUUGUCCAUUCUCGAUUGAGCUCUUCCAAUCGCCCAUCGUCAUCAUUCAUAGGUCGCGACUCAUCUGCAAGUAGUAAGAAUAAUGUACAAAAAGCCAUCCAGAUAUAUGAAGGCAUGUCUUCUAUUGAGUUGAAAAAGAACAAAACCGCCAAAACUGCACUGCGGAGGGAUGACAGCACCUCAAGUCGGAGAUCUUUCCUCCUGCGUCGUAACUCCCGUAGAAGUAGUUUACGCAAAUCUAGACAUUUCCAUGAAAAGGAUGACCCUUCUUCUGUUGCGUACCCUGUUAAGAAAAAGGAAACCACUUACAAAGAUGAUAGCGGUGUUGUUAUGAGCGAUGGUGAAGACAGAAAUCAGAGCAUUUAUCAGACCCUUACUUCUACUGUAAACAUAUUGCAAGCGGAAUUUGACCCUUACGACAGGUUGAACAGGCUGCACGAUGCAGUCAACCGCAUUCACAAAGGACAGUCUUCCAAUUGUGCUGCGUGCAAAGCUAUUCCUUCCAGUGUCCUUCGUCUGCGAACCGAUGAUUCCUCUUUCAUGCAGAUCAAGUGCAAUGAGCUUGCUCCACACCAUCAUCCGCCGUGCAUCUGCUUUGCGUGUCAGCAUUCCAUUUUCACGUGCUCGGAGAACUCUCAGCUGCCUUCUGAAGAUGCAGAGAGCGAAGACAGUCUUUAUUAUAAUGUAUGUUGCUUGAAUUCGCCGAAUCGGGAAAGCUGGAGACAGUCCAGGAGAAGGCCAGUCUGUGAACAAAAUGGCAGGCUUUGUAUCGUUAACUGUGAUAUGGAAAAGUGUUCCAGCAACUGCACUAAACCCAAGAAACCCCAAGACGAAUAUUACACGAAUCUAUCCGAAUGCCAGUCAUCUACUCGGGAGCGGAAAAAUACUUCCAGACAUAUAUCAGGAGAUUCAUGUGACAGUGAUGAAGGCUGGGUAGAUAUAACCGACUCUGAAGAUGAAAAAUCUUUAAUCACAGGUCGAAGAAGUAAUGGUACUGCAACUUCCCAAGGCAUUUAUGAUAAUUCAUGCCCACCAAGUAUCAUCCAGAAUGCAUCAGAUGAAAUUGAUCGCCUUGUGGUAAAAUACGCACAGCUUGAUAUAUCUAGAGCAGCAUCAACAGAACACCUUUAUGAAAGCAUAGCUGACAUAGAUGGCCUGUCUGAUGAAAACACUAUAAAAGAACAAAACUCUCCAAAUGACUCUAUUGCUGGUUCCAUAAAAAGUGACCAAAACCCAGAAAAUGAUAUGGACAGUGGAGAAUGGUCUACUGAAAGUGCAUCCCCUACAUUUGAUGAAUCAACCAACAAAGAUAAUUCUGAACAAAAAUCUUUAAACUUAAAUCAGUACAGAUUUACAGUGAAUUCAGAAACUCAAGAAACAGCUAAAAAAACCUUUAUGAAGUCUGUUCUGGGCAAAAAAGCUGUCCCAACAAAGAAACGGCGAAUGUCUAACUUCUUUGUACCUUGGUUAGUUUCGAGUCAUGAAUAUGAAUCAACAAAAACUCACAAAACACGCCUACAGAAACAAACUUCUCGCUCCCAAAUGACUUCUCCAAAGACUCCUUGCAAGAAUAAACGAAGCCAGUCUAUACCUACUGUAGUUACGCCUAACAUAACUAUUUCUUGCACAAAGGGUGCAAUGAGCUCUUCAGAUCUUUUAGAAAGAUUCAGAAAUAAAGAUGGAGAUGCAGAAGGUAAUAAUCUCCUUAGUCCAGAUGGUCCACCAUCUGUGUGUUCAAGAGAAUCAAUUGCCUCAUCUGCCUACCUCAGAUCAGACCAAAUAACAACAAAUGAUGCUGUUAGAAGUAAAAAUUGUGUGCCAAUAGAGCCUGCUGUAGAUGUGGUGGUUGAAAAAGUUCAUAAACGAUCACCUUCUGGAAACAGUGAUCAUAGUUAUAUUAUGUUUGAAGCUGUAAAGGAAGAGAAUGUGCCACUUUACCAAUUCUAUGAAAGAAACAUUAAAGAAAGAGUUUCCUUUUGUCGAAGUCCAAAGAGCUUAUCGCCUGUCAUGUGGUCUGGGACCAAUGAAAAUUGUUCUACCACUGACUCUGGAUCUAAACCUGUCAUGCCUCAGUUUUCUGUGGUUGAGCAACUUAGUCCUGAUGCACAGGACAUGAAAAUGCUGUGGUGUGAACUUCCUGAGGUUAAAGAAAGUGGUAUUCUUGAAAGAAUAUCAGCCCAGGAAUUAAAACUACAAGAAGCCAUAUUUGACUUCAUUCAAUCUCAAGCUUCUUUUAUCAGGAGUCUUAAGGUGCUUUUUGAAAAUUUCAUAAGAACUCCUGAAUUUUCUGAUUUCGAAUCCUCAUCAUGUGUCUUAAGCAAGCAUGAACAUGAUGUUCUUUUCUCUGACAUUGUACGUGUUAUGGAAGUUAGUAAGAGAUUAAUGAAGGAAAUAACCCAACGAUGGAAUGAUGGAAUCUUGAUACCAGAUAUAUGUGACAUAAUUCAUCACCAUGCAGUACAACCUACAUUUUCCGUGUAUGUAAAGUAUUGUUCAAACCGAGUUUACCAAGAGAGGACUCUGAAAGAAUUGAAAGAAACUAGGUUAUGCUUUUUAGAAGUCCUUAGAAAGCUUGAAAGCAAUCCAGUGUGCCAAGGCCUGAGCUUAGAAUCCUUUUUAUUCUUACCCAUGCAGCAUAUAUCUAGAUUGCCAUUACUUUUAGAUAAUAUUUUUAGAUGGCUUGUACCCGAUUCUCCAACAUAUGGCAUAUGCAAAGGAGCACUUGAAGCUGUCCACAAAGUUUUCAUAGAAUGUAAUGAAGGUGCUAGAAAAAUGGAAAGGCUAGAAGAAAUGUUUGUACUUCAGAAACAGUUAGAGUUCAAGGAAUGCAAAGUGAUUCCUUUGAUAUCUGCUUCAAGGUGGCUGUUGAAAAAAGGUGAAUUAACGAAAUUAGAGUUUGAUAAAAAGACAUUUGGUCGCUCAAAUCGUUGUAUACGUGUUCCUAUUUACCUUUUCCUAUUUAACGAUGUCCUGAUUAUCACUAAAAAGAAAAAUGACGAUUGCUAUACGGUUGUGGAUUACUGUUUACGAGAAAAAGUUCAGGCCAUGGUGGUCAAUGCAAAAGAUCUUCAACAACCUGUAGUUGUCCCAAAUACUUGUAGAUAUUUGCUUUAUCUCACCUUAUUUAAUAAUCACCAAGGCAGUGCUGUUGAUAUGAUAUUGAAUUGCACUCUUCUGAGUGAAAGAACCCGUUGGAUUGAAGCCAUUCAAAAUGUUCCUCAAAACAAGCCAUGUGAAGUCUGGGAAUAUGAUUGUCCCCAAGUACAAUGUGUGAGAAGUUACAUAGCACAGCAGCCAGAUGAGCUUUCACUUCAGGAAUCGGAUGUUGUGACUGUUCACCGAAAAAUGAAUGAUGGAUGGUAUGAAGGGCGACGACUGAGAGAUGGACUCCAGGGUUGGUUUCCAGCAUCUUAUACAAUGGACAUUCCUUGCUCACGUGCCAGAGCUUCCAAUCUAAGACAGUGCUACAGAUUACUUAUGUUGUCACAAACACAAUAAUCUGUGCAAUGUGCAGUUGCUUGACAUUACAAAUUGUUGUGUUCAGUUAACUUGAUGUGUUUCACUGGAUUAAAUUUUUUAGCUGUAAAAAUACUUAAAAUUAAAAGGCUAUUCAUCAGCAAACUUUGAAGAAAUUUUUUUAUUAAUUUUUAUUUCAAAUAUUUGUUUUUAAUAUUAUGCAUUUUAUUUUCAUUGAAUUUGAUAACUAAAAUGGUAUGUUCAACUAAAUUAGCAAAACUUUUUGUGUGUUGGCUAUUUUUUUUGUUUGUUUUUUCCUGUGUAAAUAUAUUUAAAUAAAUUAUUUUUGCAUCUGGUUUAAACAUUUUAAUUUUGAUAUUGAUUCAGUCUUUGAACUACAGUGCUAUUGUGAAAGUCCCCUUAAAGUUUAUAUUUCUUAUAGGUUCUUUCUUUUGAUUACCACCAAAUCACAUCAGUUUUAUAAAUAUUGAUGGUAUUAUUUAUAUUAUUUUGUUUCAUUAACAAUAUUUGACAUACAUUAUUUUUAAAAUUGACUUUAAUAAAAUAUUUUAAUGAAUGUUUUCUUUAUAUUAUUCUUCAUACUCAUCAUAAUUUCUGUACAUAGCAGUACAUUCCAUAGCAACUUCACAAUUGUAAUCUAUCAAUGUAUGUAUGCAAGGAAAUAAUUUAAUUAUUUUUGUUUAAUGCUUUAUUCUCGGAAAUGUACAAAAGAAGUCUGUGUGGCUUUCAAAACUGAAUUUAACUAUAAAUACUAAUUAGGAAGAGUAAUUUGAUUCUCAUCGGUGAAGUGCAAUUCAAACUUUUUCUUUUUUGCUUGAAAACAAAGUGUAGUUGAUAAAGCAAAAGGUAAAAUUUGUAUUAAGAAUUGCAAAAUCAGUUUACUUCUAGAAUAUAAUUGUAAAAAAAUAUAUAUAUAAUGUGCUUUAUCAUACUCGGAAAGCUGUAUAUAUCUUCAAGUUUUCGCUUUUGUUAUUGUUUUGUAUA
Molecule: messenger RNA, 5818 nt
Organism: Argiope bruennichi
Lineage: Eukaryota; Metazoa; Arthropoda; Arachnida; Araneae; Araneidae
Exons: 17
Coding region: 632-4855 (1407 amino acids)
Biological process (GO): activation of GTPase activity
Molecular function (GO): guanyl-nucleotide exchange factor activity; protein binding
Source: RefSeq, a predicted model, not a curated record